Oncorhynchus kisutch (coho salmon) is the source of this 1172-nucleotide messenger RNA. RefSeq names its product NIPA-like protein 2. Gene Ontology annotation, molecular function: magnesium ion transmembrane transporter activity. NCBI's taxonomy places the organism in Eukaryota, Metazoa, Chordata, Actinopteri, Salmoniformes, Salmonidae. Gene Ontology annotation, cellular component: membrane. The record is from RefSeq and is a predicted model, not a curated record. Gene Ontology annotation, biological process: magnesium ion transport.
UCUCCAGCUGCAUCCCCGCCUCGUUAACUCGUUCUGACGUGGUGACGAGCAGACUGACACUUCUGCCAGUUGACCGGGCAGGAAAGACUCAAACUCACGGGAUGUCAAGACUGGAACCGGACAAACAUGUGAAAAGGCGAAUCUUGAGUUGCGAUGAAGUAGCCUAGUUGGAAGGAAAGGCUACGAUAGAGGAAAAGAUGGCGAACAACUCAACUUUUGACGUGUUUUCUAACAGAACAGGACAGAAUUCAUCUCAACCGUCUCCGUUCACUGAAAUCCGGGAGAAUCCGCUGAAGACGUAUCUCCUGGGAAUCAUCAUUUCAAUAUGGAACUUCCUCAUCAGCAUUUCUCUGAAUAUACAGAAAUACGCCCACAUGCGCCAGUCCCAGCUCGGCGACUCCAGGCCCUACUACACGUCAGUGCUGUGGUGGAGCGGCGUGGUUCUGAUGGGACUAGGGGAGCUGGGGAACUUCGCAGCCUACGGCUUCGCCCCGGCCUCCCUCAUCGCACCACUGGGCUGUGUUUCAGUCAUAGCCAGUGCGGUCAUCUCUGUGGUGUUCCUUAAAGAGACGCUACGAGCCUCUGAUGUUGUUGGUGGUGCACUAGCAGUGGUGGGAACCUAUCUCCUGGUCACCUUUGCCCCCCACACCUCCACCCACAUCACCGCCCACCUGGUCCAGAGAUACGCUGUCAGCUGGCAGUUCCUGAUUUACCUGUUUCUAGAGGUCGUAGUGUUUUCUAUCCUGCUCUAUUUGUACAAGAGGAGGAAUAUCAAGCAUAUAACCAUAGUGAUGCUGCUGGUGGCUCUGCUGGCCUCCCUGACGGUGAUCUCGGUCAAAGCUGUGUCUGGGAUGAUCACGGAGUCCAUAAAGGGAGAUCUCCAGCUCACCUACCCCAUCUUCUACGUCAUGGUGGUGGUCAUGGUGGCCUCCUGUGCCUUCCAGAUAAAGUUCCUUAAUCAAGCCAUGAAGAUGUUUGACGCCACGGAGGUCGUCCCCAUCAACUUUGUGUUCUUCACUGCCAGUGCCAUUACCGCAGGAAUAGUAUUUUACCAGGAAUUCCAGGGCUUGGCUUUGCUCAAUAUUUUAAUGUUUCUCUUUGGCUGCCUGCUCUCAUUCAUUGGAGUCUUCCUGAUAGCCAGAGACAGACCCAAGAUCAAGACUGAAACAUAA